CGUCUAUAUGCUAUUUAGAUAUGAAGCAGGUGGAUUUUCAAGGAAACUGCUCGGUAUAAAAGCUGAUGUAGUUCAGAGUCAACUCAUUCUGAAGUCAUUCAGUGAAACAACAUGGCCGCUAAACUCAUUCUUUUCGUCUGCGCCAUCGCCCUCGUGGCCCAGUCCGUUUUGGGCACCGGUUGCGGCUGCGGCUGUAGAGGUUGUGGCUGCGGUUGUGGAGGUUGUGGCUCUGGAUGCUGUGAGCGUUUCUGUGUCUGUUCCAACUCUGCUGCUCCUACUGGUCUAAGUAUAUGUUCCGAGAACAGGUACAAUGGUGAUGUCUGUGUCUGCGGUGAAGUGCCUUUCCUUGGUACUGCCGAUGUCUGCGGCGACAUGUGCAGCUCGGGUUGUGGUUGUAUCGACUACGGCUGCGGAGACGAUUGCAUCGGAAUCACCCAAAGCUGUGGCGGGUGCGGAUGUGGCUGCGGAGGCUGCGGUGGAUGUGGGUGUGGAGGCUGCGGUGGAUGUGGCUGCGGAGGCUGCGGUGGAUGUGGAUGUAGGUGUGGAGGCUGCGGUGGAUGCGGAUGCGGCUGUGGAGGUUGUGGAGGAUGCAGAUGCGGCUGUGGAGGCUGCGGUUGCUGCUGAGGAUGUGGUGUCAAACGUUCAUGUUGUGGCGUCUACUAAAAAGCUCAUUGAGUUAUGUAUUAUUGAAAAAAUCAAUAAAAACCCACAUUUACUAAUU
Messenger RNA from Bombyx mori (domestic silkworm), 721 nucleotides. Its product is annotated as chorion class high-cysteine HCB protein 13-like. The coding region runs from base 112 to 624 and encodes 170 amino acids. The transcript has 2 exons. NCBI's taxonomy places the organism in Eukaryota, Metazoa, Arthropoda, Insecta, Lepidoptera, Bombycidae. The record is from RefSeq and is a predicted model, not a curated record.